This is a messenger RNA of Asparagus officinalis (garden asparagus), 537 nucleotides long. RefSeq lists its product as uncharacterized. The transcript is spliced from 3 exons. The coding region runs from base 1 to 537 and encodes 178 amino acids. The record is from RefSeq and is a predicted model, not a curated record. Lineage: Eukaryota; Viridiplantae; Streptophyta; Magnoliopsida; Asparagales; Asparagaceae.
AUGAAUACUGUCCGCACUCUCAUGUCAGUCGCAACCAAUUAUGACUGGCCACUAUUUCAAAUGGACGUGAGAAAUGCCUUUCUCCAAGGGGAUCUCGAAGAAGAAGUUUACAUGGACUUGCCACCUGGUUUACCUAUGCCGAGAGAGAGUGGUCUGAUCUGCGGGUUAAAAAAGGCGAUUUACGGCUUGAAGCAGUCACCAAGGGCCUGGUACGGAAGUGAUCUAAGUGGCAUAGAAACCCUGAAACAUCACCUGAGUCUUGAAUUCGAUGUUAAGGGCUUAGGUAAUCUAAAAUACUUUCUGGGUAUUGAAAUUGCUCACUCUCACAAAGGUUUGUUUCUUUCUCAAAGAAAAUAUGCUUUGGACCUACUUAGAGAAACAGGAAGAGGCAUUUUAAUGAGAAAACAUGGUCAUGUUAAUAUAGUGGGUUAUACUAAUGCUGACUGGGCCGGAAGUCUGCUUGACAGAAAGUCCACUACAGGCUUCUACAAGUUUGUAAGAGGAAAUGCAGUUACUUGGAAAAGUAACAAGCAGUAG